AUGUCUCCGCCCGUAGCGAUCGGCAGCAUUGAUUUCAGCGCAUCUCAACAUGUAGACUCGUCAAAGCCUCCGCUCGCCACUAUAGAUGAGCUGAUCCGGGCACGUGCCGAGGAGAUGGGGGAUCUCCCCAUGCUGGGUUAUCCAAAUGAAGGCCUCCUAGACUUUGAAGAGCACAGCGCAAAGAGUUGCGACCUCUAUGCCGAUGCAGCAGCCCAGAAACUCAAGCAGCUCGGCCUGGCGGAAGUGGAUCCGUCCCUCACAAAACCGCCUGUCGUGGGCAUUCUAGCGCAGUCUGGGUUCCAUGUUAUUGCCACUACCUUGGCGCUGUUCCGCUUGGGUUAUACCGUCUUCUUCAUUUCAACCCGGCUCCCAAGUCCGGCCAUCAUCCAACUCUUGAAAUUGACAGAUUGCAACACGGUUUUAUCGACUCCGACCUAUGAUGCGGUUUUGGCAGAGACUGCAAAAGUGAGAGAAAUCACCGUUCUGCCUCUUUUGCAGCAUUCCGACUACUAUGGCGUCGUGGCUCCCAAGGUCUCGCGGGUGUAUAACCCCGAGGCAGAGCGCAAAAAGAUUGCCAUUAUUCUCCAUUCAUCGGGGUCAACGGGGCUGCCCAAGCCGAUUUUCCUGAGCAAUGGCAAUUGUCUCAGUACAUUCGCUACCAACAUGGGCAUGAAGGCCGUCAUCACCUCACCCCUCUUUCAUGCGCAUGGCGUUUUGGAACUCUUCAGAUCCAUCCACUCGAGAAAACCGCUGUACAUAACAAACUUUAAGCUCCCAUUGACAGGGUCCGGUCUCGUGCAGGUAUUGAAUCAUAUCCAGCCAGAGCUCUUGCAUUCGGUUCCAUAUGUCAUCAAGCUCCUGGCCGAAAGCGAAGAGGGCGUUCGCGCUCUUGCGGCAGUCAAGAUGGUCCUGUAUGCCGGGAGUGGAUGUCCUGACAGUCUAGGCGACCUUCUUACUGAAAAAGGCGUCUAUCUAGUGGGCAACUACGGAUCGACCGAAACAGGGAGACUCAUGACCUCGGCUCGAUAUCCGGACGACAAGGAUUGGAGUUAUCUGCGCUUGAUCAAGCCGUCCGAGCCCUAUGUGCUCAUGGACGAAAUCUCCCCGGGUCUGUAUGAAUGUGUAGCUCUCGAUGGUCUGCCCUCCAAGAGUACCAUCAAUUCAGACGACCCACCGAAUUCGUUCCGAACGCGAGACCUGUUUACGAGACACAAGAGCCGUCCUGGCUUGUGGAAAUAUGCCUCCCGCUUGGAUGAUCGAUUCACUUUGAUCAAUGGAGAAAAGGUCUUGCCUCUGCCAAUUGAGGGGCAUGUUCGGCAAAAUCGUCAUGUUCGGGACGCAAUCGUGUUUGGUGAAGGCAAAGAGUGUCCAGGUAUUCUGAUCAUUCCCGCAGACAAUGCAGCAGGGCUAUCCAAGGAGGAGUUCUUUGAAAAGGUCUGGCCCGUGGUAGAAGAGGCGAACAGCAGAGCCGAAACCUACUCUCACAUUUCCCGCGAGCUGGUAGUCAUCAUGCCGGCCGAUACAAUCUUUCCCCAAACGGACAAGGCGACAUUCAUCAGAUUGGCCACGUACAAGAAGUUUGCAAGCGAGAUUGAGCAGGCAUAUGCCAAUUUUGAGCCCGAACAAGGCGGAAGUCUGAAGCUUUCCGGGGAGGAACUUGAAAACUUCUUGCUCCUCAAUCUCAAGAUUAAAAUUGGCGCCGACGUCUCGGCCGAGGAUGACCUCUUUGCGGCUGGUGUUGACAGCUUGAUGUGCAUCCAGCUGAGAAACAUUAUCCGUACCAAGCUUGACCUUGGCGGGAGACAUUCCGACUUGGGUCAGAAUAUCAUUUAUGAAACCGGUAGUGUUCGUGCGCUGGCGAAGCAUCUCGAGUCACUGAGAGAAGGAACCUCCGUUCAAACUCAUGAUGAGCUGCAGGUAAUGCAGGAUCUAAUUGACAAGUACUCUACAUUUGAACAACACAAGGGCAAUGGAAAGCCCCUACCAAACACGGAGGUCGUCUUGCUUACCGGGGCAACCGGUGGCCUUGGAGCCCACAUGCUUGCUCAACUGGUGUCGAGACCGAAUGUCUCCGCCGUAUGGACUGUGGUGAGAGCAAAGUCAGAUGAGGCUGGUCUCGAACGUAUACUGCAGUCUCUUGCGGUCCGAGGUCUUGACCUCAGUCCCGAGGAGAAACAAAAAGUCAUACCAAUUGCUGGUGACCUCGGCCAGUCAGACCUAGGGCUCGGCCCCACGAGACUGGCUGAUUUGAAGUCAACUCUUACCCUGGUGAUACACAGCGCUUGGGCUGUCAACUUUAACAUUCCCGUGCAGAGCUUUGAAAGUCAACACAUAGGCGGUGUUCACAAUCUGAUCCAGCUGUGUCUUUCUGUAGACACGACCAACCCCGCUCGCUUCUUCUUCUGCUCGUCUGUUUCAGCCGGCGCCGGGUCUCCGCGUCCCGGUACCGUCAGGGAAGCCCCCGUGGCAAUUCCCGAGUAUGCUCAAAAGACUGGGUACGGAAGGUCGAAAUAUGUUGGUGAGCACAUCACCAUCAAUGCGGCGCGCAACUUUGGAGCGCCUGCGCGAGUACUGCGCAUCGGCCAGUUGGUCGCAGAUACACGUGUUGGCGAGUGGAAUGCCACAGAAGGGAUGGCUCUCAUGAUACAAACGGCAAAAACGACAGGUGCUCUGCCACAGCUUGAUGAGCAAACAUCAUGGCUUCCCGUCGACCUGGCUGCGACCACUAUUCUAGAGCUAGCUGGCGUCAUUGGAGGUGGAUCAUUGGAAGAAGUCACAAAGAAGACCGUCGCAGAUACUGACCUGGUCUACCAUGUCCUCAAUCCCAGGAGGUUCCACUACGCCAAGGAGCUGCAUCCUGCUCUCCGUGAAGCGGGUCUGGAGUUUGAAGCACUACCGCCAGGAGAGUGGAUGGAGCGUCUGAGGAAUUCGGAAAAAGAUCCGUCCAAGAACCCUCCGAUCAAACUGCUGCAGUGGUUCGAAAGCAAAUAUGGAACCGGCAAGAGCGAUAAGGCUGGUGGCGACCUCUUGUAUUUGACGGAAAAGACACAGAGGGACAGUCCUACCUUGCAGAAGCUGCCAGACGUGACAGAAACUGAAUAUGUCAAGAAGAUGCUGGGGCGUUUGCAACGAUAUUGGUAG
This is a messenger RNA of Pestalotiopsis fici W106-1, 3141 nucleotides long. RefSeq lists its product as uncharacterized. Bases 1 to 3141 code for a protein of 1046 amino acids. NCBI's taxonomy places the organism in Eukaryota, Fungi, Ascomycota, Sordariomycetes, Amphisphaeriales, Sporocadaceae. The record is from RefSeq and is a predicted model, not a curated record. The transcript is spliced from 5 exons.